UAUAUUUUCACCUAAUAAUAUAUAAUAAUCCCCCAAUUUUUAAGUGCAUCAGAGAAUUAACGAGAAGAUUCAGAUUUAUUAUUCGGUAUCUCAAAUGGAAGCGGAUGUAUCCAUUCCCUGUAUUAUGAUUUCUGCAAAACCCUAACCACUUCUCUUUAUUGUUUGUACCUCUGAGGAAUUAGGGUUUUUUGAUUGAUUGUGUGGGAAAUCUCAGAAUUUUAUUUUGGGGGAAGCUAUGAGUCCGGCUGUAGUUUUCUCGUUGCUCUCUCUGUUGGCUGGUUGUUAUAUGGCGGCGGCGAAUGUGGUGCUCAUGGGGAAAAACGUCACUCUCUCUUUCGACGAUAUCGAAGCUAAUUUCGCUCCACUGGUUAAAGGUUCAGGAGAAUGUGGGGUAUUAUACCUAGCAAAGCCUCUCGAUGCAUGCUCGACAUUGACAAAUAAAGCUGAACAAGCUUCAAAUGCUAGUUCCCCAUUUGUUCUGAUUAUUAGAGGAGGCUGUAGCUUUGAGGAUAAAGUUAGAAGAGCACAGAAAGCGGGAUUCAAAGCUGCAAUUGUCUAUGACAAUGAAGAUGAUGGUGUCUUGGUUGCAAUGGCAGGAAAUUCAGCUGGUAUAAAAAUACAUGCCGUGUUUGUUUCUAAAGCUUCAGGUGAAAUGCUAACAAAAUACACAGGCUUAUCGGACAUGGAGCUAUGGAUUAUCCCAAGCUUUGAAAACUCAGCAUGGUCUAUCAUGGCAAUCUCUUUUAUUUCCCUACUUGCCAUGUCUGCUGUGCUGGCUACUUGUUUCUUCGUUCGCAGGCAUCGUGUAAGACGUGAACGACCUCGAGCUUCUCGUGUCCGGGAAUUCCAUGGGAUGAGCAAUCGAUUAGUGAAAGCAAUGCCAAGUUUGAUAUUCACUGCUGUUUUAGAGGAUAAUUGUACUUCAAGAACAUGUGCCAUAUGCCUUGAAGACUAUAGUGUUGGAGAGAAGCUCAGGAUUCUACCAUGUCGUCAUAAAUUUCAUGCUUUCUGUGUGGAUUCUUGGCUUACUUCUUGGAGAACCUUCUGUCCAGUUUGCAAGCGCGAUGCAAGAACUAACACAGGUGAUCCACCAGCUUCUGAAUCAACACCGUUGCUUUCAUCCAGUCCAGCCUCUGUGGCUUCUUCUGUGUUGUCAUCUGUGAGAUCGUCGUUAGCAUCAUCACCGGCUGUACAAAUAGCACCAGCAUCAUCACGAUCUCCUUCAGUUUCUCGAAUUCACUCUUUUGCUAGCACUCCUUAUGUUCAGCAGUCCCUCAGUUACUACCGCCAAUCCCCUCCCCUAAGUGUAAGCCGAAGCUCAGUAGAUCUCAGGAAUGCAUCAUCUCAAAGAUCUCAUGCUUCCCAUUUGGUUUCACCCCAUUCAUUGGGUUACCCAUCUUUAUCUCCACUUAACUCAAGAUACAUGUCUCCAUAUAUUCCAAGCACAAGCUACGCAUCACCUAGCUUUGUGAGUUCGUCUGGUCAUCAGCAGCACCCACUGCAUUGCAGCGAGUCGGCUGCAAGUUUUUCGCCCUUUGCUUCUGCCCAAUCACUUCCAGAUUGCUGAGUAAAAAUUUAGCAUGUGACUGACAAGCUGGGUAGAUGUUGCCAAGAGCUUAUCAGAGGGAGUCAAACCAACAUACCUGAGAUGAUUUUUACCUCUGGCUUACACCACAAAGUUGCUGCAUCAUGCUACGAUUCUAUUUGACAUGGUUGCUCGAGUCAUCAGUUUUCUUGUCUGAGUGUUACUUGUUGCCACCUCACAUGUACAUUGUAGUAUAAGAUUGUCAUAUCUUAAGUCCUGAGUGUAUUGUGCUGUACUGGAUUGCAUUAACAUUGGUGUUUUGAUUGUCUUCGUUGGUGAGUAUAGUAAACCACACUAACCAGACAGAUGGUUGGGGCUGUGCAGAAACUUGCAGUUACAGAGGCUCUUUCGUUUUGGUAUAUGCAAAUGAAUCAGCUUCUUUA
Messenger RNA from Alnus glutinosa, 1968 nucleotides. RefSeq names its product receptor homology region, transmembrane domain- and RING domain-containing protein 2-like. Lineage: Eukaryota; Viridiplantae; Streptophyta; Magnoliopsida; Fagales; Betulaceae. The transcript has 4 exons. The coding region runs from base 236 to 1567 and encodes 443 amino acids. The record is from RefSeq and is a predicted model, not a curated record.